Trichomonas vaginalis G3 is the source of this 1347-nucleotide messenger RNA. RefSeq lists its product as uncharacterized. NCBI's taxonomy places the organism in Eukaryota, Parabasalia, Trichomonadida, Trichomonadidae. The record is from RefSeq and is a predicted model, not a curated record. The transcript has a single exon. Bases 1 to 1347 code for a protein of 448 amino acids.
AUGUUGUCUCAGGACGAGAAUGAGAGCAAUGUUGCAGUAGAGUCCGAGCAGGAUAUCCGUCAGUUCAACUCCCCAUUCCUUCUCGAUCACAUCUCCUUGGUUUUCACCAUCUUCUUCUUCGGAUGUUUGAUCGCUUUCCUUCUCUUCCGCUCCAACAACACAGCUGAGCGCCGUACAUUCUACGCAUGCAACCAAUCAUACCACUACUAUUCUCUUCACCUUGACCUCCGUAUUGACCAGUUCACAGAACUUCACCGUAAUGUUAAGAUCUGGAUUGCCGGUGAGCGUUCCACAAAGGGCGACACACUCAACACACGUCCACUUAACUACACAAUCGAUACAACAGGCAUCAGGAGGAAAGCUACAGUUUCAUUCUACAGAACACCAAUCCAGCAGGCUUCCUUCAACUUCGGCAACGGUGCUGUCUCAGACAAGAUUUUCAUGACAAACGUUCUCCUUAACUCCUCCUACGAUACAGUCAACGUCCACUUCAUCCUUAACUCAGAUUUCCAGAACUUCCUUGGUAUGCACGUCUACUGGCAGUUCUGCACAGCUCCAAAGCCAACAUACAUCACAUUCCUCCAGGUCCUUCUCCCAGCUACAACCCUUUACCUCACAAUCCACUUCUUAUUCCACUUCACCUCCAUGACAGAGCAGUUCACACAGAUCAACAUCGCCAUCCUUGGUGUUGUCUCCGUUCUCGCUGCUCUCCCAUACACACUUAUCUUUGGAUCGAAGUUCAACUCUUAUCCACAGUUCUUCUUCUCAUCCGUCAUGGUUUCCUACUUCCGCUACAUCGUUGCCUCCCAGAUCCAGCUCGAAGCAGAAGGCACACAGUCUCCAAACAUGAAGGUCAACUCUCCACUCAUCAUCUUCUUCGUCAUCUACUCAUUCAUCGAGUUAGCUGUUACAUUCUCUGGGGGCCGCAAUGCUUCUAUAUUCCAGCUCCUUAUGACAUGCGCCAACUUCUCAUACUUCGGUAUCUCCAUCGCUCUCACAAUCUGGGCAUUCCUUAAGUCCGAUACAGGCUACUCCCGCCGUCUCAUCUUCAUGUGCGUCCUCGAGGCUCUCACAUUCCUCCUCUUAUUCCGCGACCAGGACUACCACUCCGUUUCCCAGGCCAUCGCUACACCACUCCAGCGCACACUCACAUUCGGUGCCUCCCACAUCUUCAUGAUUUCUUAUCUUCUCAUCCUCCUCCAGAUCUGCUCUGAUGUUGGCUAUGCUGAAAUCACUGCUCACAACAACGAUCAGUCAUCUCUCCUUGCUAGAGACAAGAUGGGUGUCGAUCUCAACCUUGAACCAGAGCUCGAGGAAGAAGAAGAUAUCGAAGAAAAGAAGAAUUAA